AUGAAGCCAUUUAUAAAGCAGGCGUUCGUGGUAUCGGGCGCAGCGUUGAACAUCGUAGGACAUGGCUGCGCUCACGGGUUUCCCGCGGUCUUGUUCGCACAGAUCAAAAGCGACGGAGGACCUGUCACACUGACAGAUCAUGACACUUCAUGGAUUGCCUCAGCGGUUGGUGUGAUGGGUAUCGUCGGCAACUUUAUAUCUCCAGUCCUCAUGACGCGCUUUGGCAGACAAAAGGCACAUCUAAUCUGCACCAUACCAGCUCUACUUGGAUGGAUCGUCUUCGUUCUAGGAAACUCUGUCCCUCUGUUCCUUCUCGCUCGUCUUUUACAUGGUCUUGCUUUAGGUCUUCGAACACCUUUAGCUGCUAUCCUCGUUGCUGAAUAUACUGAACCACGGUAUAGAGGUGCAUUUUUGGGCACCUUUGCCAUAUCUUUGGGAUUAGGUAUCUUGCUCUCCCAUGUUUGGGGCGCACAUUUGACUUGGAAAAUGACCGCUGUGGUUUGCUCUAUAUUCCCAAUUAUUGCGAUGGCGAUUAUAAGUUUAUCUCCAGAAUCACCCAGUUGGUUAGUUUCGAAAGGGAAAUUUGACGAUGCGAAAAAAGCAUUCAGAUGGCUUCGUGGAGAAGGUGAAUUACAACAGGAAGAGUUAGAAGGAAUGAUAAGAGGCCAAGAAAAAGAAAUACACGCAAAAGAAACGAGAAAGAACAAGGAAGUAAAAUCGAAUUUCAAAUUAAAUAGAUUGUUCAAAUCAAUAUCUGACGCGAUCAAAAGUGCUAUGAAAAUAUUUAAGAAACGAGAAUUUUACAAGCCCUUGAUAAUAGCUAUAUGUAUGCUUAUAGUUUUUGAAUUUGGCGGUGCUCACAUGGUACCGGCUUAUGGGAAUCUGAUAUUGCAAUCUGUUUUAAACAAAGAUGAUCCAAAAGACGUGGCAUGGCAAUUUACAGUCAUAGAUUUAUUGAGGACGAUAUGUGCCUUCCUCGCAAUAUUUUUGCUGAAAAGUGUUAAAAGAAGAACAAUAUUGUUUACGAGUGGCAUCAUGACAGUGCUAUCUCUGACCUUAAUAUCCAUUUUUAUAUAUUUAAGAAAGGCAGAAAUACUUACCCAAGAGUUUAUAUUAGACACAAUUCCAAUGACAUUGAUGAUAUUGUAUAGUCUUUCGUUUUGUUUAGGUUUAGUGCCACUUAACUGGGUUAUAUGUGGGGAAGUGUUCCCUUUAACUUAUAGGAGUCUAGGGUCAACCCUCUCGACAUCAUUUUUAACGCCUGCGUUUGUAGUUUCAAUGAAAACAGCGCCGCAUUUCUACUCCUCGAUAGGUGUUGAAGGUGCAUUUCUAGUCUACUCAGUAACUUUGACUGUCUGUCUGUUGAUCAUGUAUGUGAUGUUACCAGAAACUAAAGAUAGAACACUACAAGAUAUAGAAAACAGUUUCAAGGGUAUCAAAAAUAACGAUGUUGAAGUACAACUAAGCCUGAUCGAAAACAAAACUAGUAUUAAG
Messenger RNA from Brenthis ino (lesser marbled fritillary), 1494 nucleotides. NCBI's taxonomy places the organism in Eukaryota, Metazoa, Arthropoda, Insecta, Lepidoptera, Nymphalidae. The record is from the annotation of a GenBank genome assembly.